This is a messenger RNA of Scylla paramamosain (green mud crab), 2160 nucleotides long. RefSeq lists its product as uncharacterized. The transcript has 8 exons. The coding region runs from base 79 to 975 and encodes 298 amino acids. The record is from RefSeq and is a predicted model, not a curated record. Lineage: Eukaryota; Metazoa; Arthropoda; Malacostraca; Decapoda; Portunidae.
UCCGGGUGCCACUUCUACUGGCACUACAGAUGUCUUUGUAGGGUUACUGUUAUCACGGCUCACAAGGAGCGAAUCAUUAUGAAGGUGACAGCAGCGACAGCAGUAGUGUUGGGCCUGCUGGCCAUCCUGGUACCUCAGAGUAAUGCCCGCUCAGUAUUGGUGGACCAGGUGACCUCAGCACUGCAAGGGAGUUUUGAUGCCUUGAAUGCCAAACGAAGUGAUUGGUUGAAUAACUACUCAACCAUGAACAACAUGACGAAGACAGAUAGUGCCAGCAUGAAAGAACUUCUCUUGACUAGCAAGCUGGUGAUGCCCUUGAUGUGGCAAAUGUAUGCAACAUCUGUCAGGAAACAGAAGAAGUUCUACGACAUUGUGGUGAAUGAGGAGGAGCAGUCACUCCCCUUCCGUGCCCACGCUGUCCCAACCAACAUGGGCAGCAAUAUGUACUUUGAGGCCACGCUCCUCCUGCAGCAGUAUAGAGAUUUUCAGGUGCAGAUUCUGCUGAACAAGGUCGAAAUUUUCUUCCUUAAUGUCCACUUCAAUGAAAGGCGGGCAGUGAUAGGCCACAGUGUGCAUGAUGAGACUGAAGAAAAGGCUGUGCUAGCAGAUGACCACUUCCCUGAAAUUACACUCAACAAGCCCUUCCGGAUCAAUGUACAGGUGGUGGAAGACUGCAUUGUUGCCUCCAUAUGGCUGAGCAACUUAGAACUGACUGUACCAAUGCCUCUUCCUGAGAAACACAUCUGGUGCACCAGGGAAUACACCUUAUUCACGCGCAACACUUAUUACCUCAAUAUUCAUCCAAUUGGAGGGCACCUGAGGCAAUUUCUUGAAGAGGACCAUGCCAGCCAUGAAGAACAAGAAGACAAUGAGCAGCAAAAUGCCAGCAAUGAGAGUCAAGAGGACCAUGAGUAUGAAGCUAGUGACAUGAAGCUUGUCUCUGCUGUAGUUUAUAAUGGCCUCAUCUUUCAAUAGAACAAGAAUAUUAUGACAUCAUCUAUCCUUACUUUUUUUCUUUUCAUCUUUGAAGAAGUAGUAUGCUAGUUAUUUUUUAGAUGGGUAUGUCCCUUGUUGGUCUAACUAAUACACAUACUGGGUUCUAUUAUACUUAAUGAAUCAGAAUCUAGAAUCUUAAUGAAUGAAUCUAAUCUAGAAUUGACAAAAAGUAUAGUAUCAUAGCAAAAAAGAAAUGUACAUAAUAUUUUAUUCAUGGAAAUUACCAUUAUAAUUCAGCUGUGAUAAACAGGUAUGUAUCCUAAAAUAUACUUUCUUGUCAUGUGACAACUGUAUUUGUAUCUGAAAUUUCAUUCACAUAUUACAGAGUUGCUUUGAAUUUAAGUAACUGAAAUAUAGGCACACCAAUUACCAUGCUUACAAAAAAUAUUUUCCAGGCCUAUAGAACAAAAUUUCUGUUAACAAAUUGUUAUAUAUUAAAUGUGGAAAUUAUUACAUAAGUUCAUCCUGAUGUUAUAUAUAUAUAUAUAUAUAUAUAUAUAUAUAUAUAUAUAUAUAUAUAUAUAUAUAUAUAUAUGGUGUCCCAUAAGUUUCCAUACAUAUGGUAUCACGAAUGCCAUUACAAGCAUAAAUCCAGAUGUGUUCAUUGUGUUCUUCAGCAGUGGAGGACACACAAUGAAAUGUUUUCAACACAAAGGCAGUCAUAAAUAGGAUGUUAUAUAAAUAAAAAAAAUAUUUCUAUAAUUCUAUGAUUUCUUAUAAUUUUUCCUAUGCAUGGAAACUUAUGGCAUACCCUGUGUAUAUAUAUAUAUAUAUAUAUAUAUAUAUAUAUAUAUAUAUAUAUAUAUAUAUAUAUAUAUAUAUAUAUAUAUAUAUAUAUAUAUAUAUAUAUAUAUAUAUAUAUAUAUAUAUAUAUAUAUAUAUAUAUAUAUAUAUGCCAAGAUGAAAUCUUCCUUAAGGGUAAGUCUUGUUAUAGAAAUAAAAGUACAGAGCAAUAGAAUUCUAGUUUCCUCAUAAUGUUCCUUAAUAUCCUUAAUGACUUGCAGGGAAUACAGUGGCAACAUUCUUCCAGCCCAGUCACAGAAUGUGCAGCUAAAUCAUCCCUCUACCAGGAGUGUGUGUGUGUGUGUGUGUGUGUGUGUGUGUGUGUGUGUGUGUGUGUGUGUGUGUGUGUGUGUGUGUGUGUGUGUGUGUGUGUGUGUGUGU